CUCGGGCCGCGCCGCCCGCGGGGGCCGGCCGCAGACGAUGGCGCGCCCCCCCGGCGAGGGCCGCGCGGCCGCAGCGGAGGGGGGGAGCGCCGACGACAGCGACGACGACAUGCCGCCCCUGGACCUGGGCGUGGGAGGCGCCGACGAGUCCGACGACGACAUGCCGCCCCUGGACUAUGGCGCAGCCGCCGCCGCCCAGGGCGCCCCUGCGCCCGCCGCCGAGGGCAGCGACGACGACAUGCCGCCCCUGGACUACGGCGGAGCCGCCGCGGCGCCAGCGGCGCCAGCGGCCCGGGGCGCGCCGGCGCCGAACGCCGAGGGCAGCGACGACGACAUGCCGCCCCUGGACUACGCCGCAGCUGCCGGGAGGCCGCCAGCGGAGACCGCGGCCGUUGUGGCGCCCGCCGCCGCUUGCGCGCCCCCCGCGGACGCCGACAGCGACGACGACAUGCCGCCAUUGGAGUACGUUGGUCCCGGUACUGAUUUCGGGGCGGCACGUCUUCCGUGAGGGGGCCAGGGUAACGCUGCGCGGCAUGCCCGACCCAGAGCUGAACGGCCAGAGGGGCACGGUGAUGCCCUUCCUCAAGCCCACUGGCGGCACGUUGCCCAUCAGGCUCGACGGCAGCGGCAGGGAGCUGGAGGUCCCCCCCCAGAGCCUGGACCACGCCGUCGGCGAUCCGCAGAGCGGCAGCGACGACGAGAUGCCUCCGCUGGAGUACGUCGGCGCCUCGCCGCCCGCCCGCGGCCUGUCGGCGGCGACUGGCAGCACUGGGGCCGGCAGCGACGACGACGUGCCUCCGCUGGACUGCCUGGGCGCGGCCCCCGGGGCGCCGAAGGUCGCGGCCCGGCCCGCCGCGGAGGCGGCGCGGGAGCCGCGGGCCCGCGAGCGGGCGGACACCUGCGAGGACAUGCCUCCGCUCAUCUACGUGGGGCUCGGCCCGGGCGAGGCGUACGAGUUCAGGGAGGGGGACGCGGUGGUGCUGCACGGCCUGUCGAAGACAGACCUGAACGAGCAGAGGGCCACCAUCCUGCCCUUCGCGAGCGGGGCGCCGAAGGACCGGCUCGCGGUCUCGCUGCUGUCUUCCGGGCAGCGGCUCUCCGUCAGGCCCGCCAAUUUGCGCCUGGCAGCGCCCGCUGGCACCCCGUCCUGCACAGCCAGGCCUGGCCAUGGCAGCAGCACGCGGCCGCCCCUGCCGGAAAGCGACGCUUCUGCCAGAUCUCCAGGGCAAGAGCUCAGACCUGGGGACAAGGUCAUCCUGCAGGCCCUGUCUCGGGCGGAGCUAAACGGGCGUCUGUGCGCCGUGCUGCCGUUCGACCCGGUCCAGGCGGCGGAGAAGGGCAGGCUGCCCGUGAAGCUCGACGGGUCGGGCCAGCAGAUGUCCGUCAAGCCCGAGAACUUGCGCAGGGCCGGCGAGCCCCCAGCGGCGGUCAACGCGCCGGCGCCGCCGACCUCGCGGCACGAGGCGCGGGCGAAGGGCGGCAAGGACGACGGCGACCUGCCACCCCUGGUAUAUGUGGGCGCCGAGGCCACGCCCCAGCAUUUCUUCAAGGAGGGGGACACGGUGGUCCUCAAGGGCUUGUCGAAUGCCGCGUUCAACGGCCGGCGCGGCAAGAUCGCGCCCUUCGCCACGAAGAUCGAUGGGCGGUUGACUGUGCAUCUGGAGGGCUCCAGCACGAGCCCUGGAUCUGGCACGAAGCUGUCCUUGAAGCCUGAAAAUUUGGAGAAGGUGCAGGAAAGCGCAGUUGACGAGGACGAUGACGACAUGCCGCCCCUGGAGUACGUGGGAGCUGGAGGAGUCGCCCCUGCACCAGCCGCCCCACAACCCUCUGGGCAGCAGGCCGCAGCUGACGACUACGACGACAUGCCACCCUUGGAGUAUGUGGGAGCUGGAGGUGUUCCUGCCACUGUACCCGUUGCCCAAUACCCAGUGGUUCAGCAGGGCACAGUUGACGAGGACGACGACGACAUGCCGCCCCUGGAGUACGUAGGAGUUGGAGUCACCCCUGCAGCGGCCGCCCAACAACCCAUGGGGCAGCAAGGCGCAGUUGACGACGACGACGACGACAUGCCGCCCUUGGAGUACGUGGGAACUGGAGGUGUUCCUGCUCCUGCACCCGCUGCCCGACCUGCGGCGGGGCAGCAAGGCGCAGCUGACGACGACUACGGCGACAUGCCGCCUUUGGAAUACACGGGAGUUGGAGGUGUUCCUGCUCUUGCGCCGGCUGCCCAACACCCAGUGGGGCAGCAGGCUGCAGCUGACGACGACUACGACGACAUGCCACCCUUGGAGUACGUGGCUGUGGCGGCGUCUGCCCCCGCUCCGACCGGCCCACACUCGGCCGGGCAGCCUGGUGGGCAUGGCGUCCCCCGUGGCGCUGGAGCGUCUGCCGCGGCACCACCCGCUCGGCAGGCCGUCGAGCGAGGAGGCGAUGGGCAGCUUGGUGGGCAUGCCGCCCCUCCUGGCGCUGGAGCUUCUGCCGCGGCACCAGCUGCUCGGCAGGCCGUCGAGCGAGGGGACGCGGGCGGCAUGAGCUGUACGGGCGGCGCCAGGGGGACCACCCCGGCAGCGCCGGCGGCGGCGGCGGCUGCUCCGCAGGCCGCGGCGCCCCCUGACGACCCCAGAGCGGUGUUGACGCGGUGGUGCGAGGAGCAGAACGUGCCGCUGGAGCUCGUCGACCUGCUGUUGGCCGAGGAGGUCACUGAGCCGCAGGAGUUGGCCGCCGUGAGCGACGAGGACCUUGCCGCGUUCGUUGCAGGCCUCAAGUUGGGCCCGAAGGGCCGCUUCAUGCGGGCUGUGCAGAGGAUGCGGACUGGUUGA
Molecule: messenger RNA, 2819 nt
Organism: Prorocentrum cordatum
Lineage: Eukaryota; Dinophyceae; Prorocentrales; Prorocentraceae
Source: the annotation of a GenBank genome assembly